UAGUGGCAACUCGCGAAGUUUCGCCUUGACGAUCUCGCUCUGCUAUUUCCCUGUCAUGUCACAAAGAUUUGAUCAUCUUCUUGUUUCUUGUUUCUUUUUUUUUUCGAAAUGGAGGCGUACCCCCGGCAGUUUCUUGUUUCUUGAUGAUCUCGCUCUGCUAUUUCCCUGUCAUGUCACGAAGAUUUGCUCAUCUUCUUGUUUCUUGUUUCUUGAUGAUCUCACUCUGCUAUUUCCCUGUCAUGUCACCAAGAUUUGCUCAUCUUCUUGUUUCUUAUGUCAAUUUUGAAGCCCGCGAUCUGCAUACCAUGAUCGCCAAGAUGGCGGUGCCCGUGAUGGCCACGGUGCUGCUGAUCACGGUGUCGACUCUCUCCAUGGCGCCGGACGGGUGUGCCUGCGCCUGCCUCCGCUUGUGCUUCGGCAGCAAAUACUUCCCGAUGAUCUUCGUGCUCUCCCAGAUCCACCUGGGCCGUCUUUUGGCGAGAGAGGCCGUUCUGGCGCGGAGGCUGGCGGCCCGGCGCUACUACGCGGUGGGCGCCGUCGCGUGCUUCGUGGAGGUCGCGCUCAAGCUGUACAUGAUCCUGGUGUUGUGCCCCUAGGCGUGUGGAUGUGCCAGCCCAAGGAUCGAAGAUGGAUAGUUUUGGAGUCUGAAGAUGCGCCGUUUUGUUCAGUUAUUACUACAACUCUGCUAAGUUCUAGUACAAAUUUGGAAGGGGCCUGUCGUAUGGUGUUUUAGUUUCAAUUCAACUUGCCUGUCUGUUCGUCCUUGGGUACUACUGUAGCCUUUUGUUGUUGUCUUGUUCCGUUGGGGUUUAGACUGUCUGUCUUUUGUAGCAGCAGCUUUGGAGUUUAGACUGUCUGUAUGAACUUGGACGGGAUUUGAAUUUGUUUAGCUCAAGCCUUGAAGGUUGAAACGUCUUAUGUAAGCAGCAUUUCUUGUUCUUGACGAGGUAGAGUAGUAAUUUGCAGCCAGUUCUUGUUCUUCAUGUGUUCGUAGGCCGCUGGUUUAGCAAUCAGCAAUCUUGUUUGAAAUGAAACAUGUGCAACCGCAACUUGUUGAAACUUGAGCUUGGUGUUCUCUCGGGCCGUUUGUUGUGCACGCUCCAGACGAAGGGCAUCAACGCUCAAUGAGGCCAACUCCA
Aegilops tauschii subsp. strangulata is the source of this 1139-nucleotide messenger RNA. The record is from RefSeq and is a predicted model, not a curated record. Lineage: Eukaryota; Viridiplantae; Streptophyta; Magnoliopsida; Poales; Poaceae.